Malania oleifera is the source of this 2283-nucleotide messenger RNA. RefSeq names its product pentatricopeptide repeat-containing protein At3g48250, chloroplastic. The transcript has a single exon. The coding region runs from base 168 to 2063 and encodes 631 amino acids. The record is from RefSeq and is a predicted model, not a curated record. Gene Ontology annotation, biological process: RNA splicing. Gene Ontology annotation, molecular function: protein binding. Lineage: Eukaryota; Viridiplantae; Streptophyta; Magnoliopsida; Santalales; Ximeniaceae.
CUAAUGACUAAUGAGACCCAAGCGGCAAGCACAAAAUGGGAUGUUCACACCCCCCCUCCUUCUGGUUAAAACAGGUUCGUCCUGUCAGCUUAAACCCUCGAAAUACCCUUUCUGUACUGAUCCGUUUUUUGGUCGAAGUUCGAAAAUCUUGAGUCCCGGAGGCAGCCAUGAAUCGGGCCAAGGGUGUCUUAGCAUCUCUCAGACUCGCCAACUCGCGCCGCGUUGCUCUGCUUUUGAGAACUCAACCACUUUCAUCUCAGGUGAUUCAGUUUUCCAAUCUCUCUCCUUGUCCCUUUUCUCUCUUUAAACCGACUUGUAUUUACGAUUUUCUCAAUACCCAUCAAAAGAAUUUCUUCUCCUCAAAGCCAAACUCGAUUGCUGAGCUUAUAUUGUGCAACGAUUGGUCCGAAGAGUUAGAACAUGAGUUGAGAAAUUCAAUCCCAAUAUUGACCCAUGAAACUGUUAUCUACGUUUUGAGGAAGCUUGAUAAAGACCCAGAGAAAGCUUCAGAAUUUUUCAAUUGGGUCUGUGAAAAAAGUAGGUUUAAGCCCAGUAGUGCAAUAUGUAGCUUAAUGCUUCGAACAUUCGUUAAUGGUGGGUACAUGAAGGAGUUCUGGGUCACCAUGAGGAAAAUGAAAGAACAGGGGUUUUAUAUUGAUGAAGAAACUUACAUAACAAUUCUAGGAAUUUUCAGGAAAGAGAAAAUGGCUAGUGAUGCUGCAGCAUUAACCCAUUUCUAUAAUAGGAUGGUUCAAGAUAAUGCUAUGGAUGCUAUUGCAAAGAAGGUAGUCAAUAUCGUUAUAGGGUCCGAGUGGGACGAUGUGGUUGGAAAAGAAUUGGGGGAGCUUAAGAUAUCUCUCUCAGAUAAUUUUGUAUUGCGUGUUCUGAAGGAGCUUCGAGGACACCCUCCAAAAAUUCUGAGGUUUUUUCACUGGGCAGGUCAAGGGCCCAGCUAUGAACACAGUAGUAUUACUUAUAAUGCAACUGUGAGGGUACUUGCUCGAGGUGAUUCAAUUGCGGAGUUCUGGAACAUGGUUGAGGAGAUGAAGACUGCAGGUUAUGAAAUGGAUAUUGACACUUACAUAAAGAUUUCAAGGCAGUUCCAGAAGAUCAGGAUGAUGGAGGAUGCUGUGAAACUUUAUGAGCUUAUGAUGGAUGGUCCAUAUAAGCCCUCGAUUCAGGAUUGCAUCCUACUUUUGCGGACCAUCGCAGCAAGUAGCAAGCCAAACUUGGAUUUGGUAUUUAGAGUUGUGAGGAAAUAUGAGGCAACAGGUCAUUCCCUCUCCAAAGCUGCUUAUGAUGGGAUUCAUAGGUCUCUAACGAGACUGGGAAGGUUCGAUGAAGCAGAGAAGAUUAUGGAGGCCAUGAGAAAUGCAGGAUAUGAACCUGACAAUAUCACCUAUAGUCAACUAGUCUUUGGACUUUGUAAAGUGAUGAGACUAGGAGAAGCAUGUAAGGUUCUCGAUGAAAUGGAAGAGCGUGGAUGUCUUCCUGAUCUGAAAACUUGGACCAUUUUGAUUCAAGGGUGUUGUUCUGCUAACGAACUAGAUAAGGCAUUGUUAUGUUUUUCAAAGAUGAUGGAGAAAGAGUGUAAUGCUGAUGCUGAUCUCUUGGAUGUGUUAGUGAGUGCUUUUCUUAGCCAAAAGAGGAUAAAUGGUGCAUACACUUUUCUUGUUGAGAUGGUGAAUAAGGCUCGAUUAAGACCUUGGCAAGAUACAUAUAAAAAUCUAAUCCAAAAGCUUUUGGGAGAGAGGAAACUUGAAGAAGCAUUAGAGCUUCUUCGAUUAAUGAAGAAACACAACUACCCACCUUUCCCAGAACCUUUCGACGCAUAUAUUUCAAGGUUUGGAACAGUGGAGGAUGCCUGGGAAUUUUUAAAGGUGUUAAGUUUUAAGGAAUACCCUUCCCCUUCAGCUUACCUUCGUGUUUUUAAAUCAUUUUUUGAAGAAGGCAGGCAUUCUGAGGCAAAAGAUCUGCUUUAUAAGUGCCCUCAUCAUAUUCGUAUGCAUGUGGACAUUUGUAAGCUCUUUGGUUCUGCAAGUAGCAACAAGGUUACUAGUUGACAUUGUCCUAAAAUAAGAGGAAAUCAUAUUGAAGUUUUGUUGUACUAGCUAACUCUCUGGGCGCUUCCUAGGUUAGAUUUUCCUCUUUCCUUUUUUUUUCCCCCAUUUCACUUCAACCAUAUUGUUAUUUUAAUUCUUUCAAGUGUUUCAAUCUUAAUUUAUGUUACCAUAGGGUGAUUCUUGUUGUCUAUAUAAUAAAAACAACUUUUAAAUUGUUUAA